Myotis davidii is the source of this 1763-nucleotide messenger RNA. It is a transcript of the gene OPCML, whose product is annotated as opioid binding protein/cell adhesion molecule-like. The transcript is spliced from 7 exons. Bases 640 to 1677 code for a protein of 345 amino acids. The record is from RefSeq and is a predicted model, not a curated record. NCBI's taxonomy places the organism in Eukaryota, Metazoa, Chordata, Mammalia, Chiroptera, Vespertilionidae. Gene Ontology annotation, cellular component: neuron projection.
GCCGCUGGUUCGCACCGGGCUGCGGGGAGAAAGUCCAGGGUCCAGGGCUCGGAGGAUCAUGCGGAGCCCGCCUCCUGCCCCCGCGUGGAACUUUGUCCCGCCUGUGGGUUCCAGAUCGGAGACUUGGGCUGAUGAUCAAUACAGCUCCCCACAUGUGUGAUCUAAUCAAGCAUCUUCUCCUCUCUCCAAGGCAGCAGCGUUUUAUGGCAUCUCCUCUCUGCCAGGCUCGCCCGGCUUCUCUGGGUUAUAAACUUUUGAUGCCAGACCUCCGCAGAACCUGCCCAACCGCAUUGUAAAGUAGCAUCUCCGAGAGAGAGGCAGAGGCAGAGCCAUCCGUGACCUUCAUCCCGCACCUUCCUUCCUGCUCUCCCUUCCAGGCUGCCUCCCGCCUCCCCGGGGAGCGUCAAGAAAGCGCUUUUUAGAUGCAGGAGGGGCAUCUGGUUCUGCCAGGCAGGAGAGCUGAGGCAGAAGAACCACUAGACUCCGGAGAGCCUGGACUCGCUUCUCCUGCUCCCUCCCGGCGCCCGGCUCGCUCCUCCCUGCCUCUCCCCACGCCGCUGCCUGAGCCCCGCUGGCCUGUGGGGCGGGGCCCCAGGACCCUGCUGCGGCCGGCCUUCGGGGAAGUUGUGGCUGUCGAGGAUGGGGGUCUGUGGGUACCUGUUCCUGCCCUGGAAGUGCCUCGUGAUCGUGUCUCUCAGGCUGCUGUUCCUUGUACCCACAGGAGUGCCGGUGCGCAGCGGAGAUGCCACCUUCCCCAAAGCUAUGGACAACGUGACGGUCCGGCAGGGCGAGAGCGCCACCCUCAGGUGUACCAUAGACGACCGAGUCACCCGGGUGGCCUGGCUAAACCGCAGCACCAUCCUCUACGCUGGGAAUGACAAGUGGUCCAUAGACCCUCGUGUGGUCAUCCUGGUCAACACACCAACCCAGUACAGCAUCAUGAUCCAGAAUGUGGACGUGUAUGACGAAGGCCCCUACACCUGCUCUGUGCAGACGGACAACCACCCCAAGACCUCCCGGGUCCACCUCAUCGUACAAGUUCCUCCACAAAUCAUGAACAUCUCCUCAGAUAUCACUGUGAACGAGGGAAGCAGCGUGACCCUGCUGUGUCUUGCUAUUGGCAGACCAGAGCCAACUGUGACGUGGAGACACCUGUCUGUCAAGGAAGGCCAGGGCUUUGUGAGCGAGGACGAAUACCUGGAAAUCUCUGACAUCAAACGUGACCAGUCGGGGGAGUAUGAAUGCAGCGCCUUGAACGAUGUGGCUGCUCCUGAUGUGCGGAAAGUCAAAAUCACCGUCAACUACCCUCCCUAUAUCUCAAAAGCCAAGAACAUGGGUGUGUCCGUUGGUCAGAAGGGCAUUCUGAGCUGUGAAGCAUCUGCCGUGCCCACCGCUGAAUUCCAGUGGUUCAGGGAAGACACCAGGCUAGCCACCGGCCUGGACGGCAUGAGGAUUGAGAAUAAAGGGCGCAUAUCCACUCUGACUUUCUUCAAUGUUUCAGAAAAGGAUUAUGGGAACUAUACUUGUGUGGCCACAAACAAGCUUGGGAACACCAACACCAGCAUCACACUGUAUGGGCCUGGAGCAGUCAUUGAUGGUGUAAACUCGGCCUCUAGAGCGCUGGCUUGUCUCUGGCUAUCAGGGACCCUCUUUGCUCACUUCUUCAUCAAGUUUUGAUAAGAAACCAUAGGUUCUCUGAGCAACGCCUGCUUCUCCAUAUCACAGACUUUAAUCUACACUGCGGAGGGCAAACCAGUUUGGGC